AAUUUCUUCCCGCACUGAACCGGCCCGAGUUGGCGGUCUCUCGGCUCUAUCGCGAGAAACCUCCCAAAAACCCUAAUCGAGAAAACUCAGCGCUCGCUUCCAUGGCGAAAUUGAAGAUCCGCGAUAAGAAAGUGAAGAUUGCCAUCACGAAAGAUAAGAAAAAGAAGGAUAAGGCAGACCCAGAAGCCGUACCUGAGCUACCAGCUGAAUAUUCUUCUCCCACUCGUGACGAAGAACACUCCGAUUCGCGUGAUGUUUCCCAAUCUUCGGAUUCUGAACUUUCAUGUGAGAUUAAUGAGGUUGAAGGCAAUGAUUUGCAUCAUCCAGCCGAAGAGAGUGAUUCCUCUGAGGAUGAGGUGGCUCCUAGAAAUACUAUCGGUGAUGUCCCAUUGGAAUGGUAUAAGGAUGAGGAGCAUAUUGGGUAUGACAUAGCUGGGAGGAAGAUCAAGAAGCAUGCCCGGAAGGACAAGAUCGAAUCUUUCCUAGCUGGUGUAGAUGACUCGAAAAAUUGGAGGAAAAUUUAUGAUGAAUACAAUGAUGAAGAAGUAGAAUUGACAAAGAAGGAGAUGAAGCUUAUCAAACGCUUGUUGCAGGGUAGCACCCCUCAUACUGAAGUGGAUCCCUAUGCGCCAUACGUUGAUUGGUUUGACUGGGAGGACAAAGGACAUCCACUCUCUAAUGCACCCGAACCAAAGAGGCGUUUUAUUCCUUCCAAGUGGGAACACAAAAAGGUUGUUAAAUAUAUUAGAGCAAUUCGUAAAGGUUGGAUCAAGUUUGAAAAACCAGAGGAGGAGCCCCGCCAUUAUUUGUUGUGGGGAGAUGAUUCUACUUCUGCUGAAAGUAAGAGGCAAGGUUUGAAAUAUAUUCCUGCACCCAAACCCAAGCUCGCAGGCCAUGAGGAAUCAUAUAAUCCAUCAUUAGAGUACAUCCCUACUCAAGAGGAGAUAAACUCGUACCAACUGAUGUAUGAGGAAGAUCGUCCCAAGUUUAUUCCUAAGAGAUACGAGUCUCUUAGGAAUGUGCCUGCUUAUGAGAAUGCUCUUAAAGAAGGAUUUGAUCGUUGCUUAGAUUUAUACUUGUGCCCUAGAACAAGAAAGAAACGAAUUAAUAUUGAUCCUGAAUCUUUGAAACCAAAGCUACCAAGCAGGAAAGAUCUGAAGCCUUAUCCAUCGAAAUGCUAUCUUGAAUAUUUAGGUCACAGUGGUCCUGUAAAAUCAGUUUCAGUUGAAAUAUCAGGGCAGUGGUUAGCAUCUGGUUCGACCGAUGGAACCAUACGGCUUUGGGAGGUUGAAACCGGUCGCUGCCUUAAAGUUUGGGAAGUUGGCCAACCUGUAAAUCAUGUUGCAUGGAAUCCUUUGCCUCAGCUUCCUAUUUUGGCAGCAUCGGCGGGGCAUGAUGUGCUUCUUUUGGACACAGGGCUUGGAGAUGCUGAAGAGCAGCAUAGAAUUACUGAACUUCUCCAUGUGGAGGAAUCGGCAUCAACGGAUGAUAGAGAUCUUGUGAGCUGGGCCAGAGAAGAAAUGUACGGUGGCAUCCGUCUUAAGCAUACUAAGGCAGUAGCCAAUGUUGAGUGGCAUCGAAAAGGAGACUAUUUCACGACGGUCAUGCCAAAAGGUGAUACAAAAGCUGUAUUGUUGCACCAACUUUCUAAAAAGCAAACACAUAAUCCUUUCAAGAAGCUGCGGGGACUUGCAGUUUCAGCUGUUUUCCAUCCUACAAGAUCGAUUUUCUUUAUCUCCACAAAGAAUCAUAUCCGUAUUUAUGAUCUUCUGAAAUCAAAGCUAAUUAAUAAGCUUGAGACCGGAUUGCAGGAAGUAUCAUCUGUUGCAGUUCAUCCUGGCGGUGAUAAUCUCAUUGUUGGAAGCAAGGAGGGAAAGAUGUGUUGGUUUGACAUGGAUCUCUCCUCUCGACCCUACAAAAUCUUGAAAACGCACCCAAAGGAUAUAACAAAUGUUGCCUUUCAUCGUUCAUACCCUCUGUUUGCCUCGAGUUCUGAAGAUUGCACAGCAUAUGUGUUUCAUGGAAUGGUUUAUUCAGAUCUUAACCAGAAUCCUCUUAUUGUCCCUUUGGAAAUUCUCCGUGGUCAUGCUAGCUCAAAAUAUGGAGGAGUAUUGGAUUGCAAAUUUCACCCAAGGCAACCCUGGUUGUUUACUGCCGGUGCUGAUUCAGUAAUUAAGCUUUACUGCCACUAAGAUAUUUUCUACUUCCAGCAUAAUUACAGAAUGGAGUGAAAAAGUCAUCUUCACAAUGAAAUUGAAGAAAAUGCUUCAGUGUAAUGGUAAAGAGGAACGCAAAUUCGCUUUAUAUUGUCAUCUUGCUUAGACUUUGUUUGGGACGGGUUUCUUACUGUUUUUUAAAGCCAUUUUCUAGUUCCAAAACUGGCAGUUUAAUAAAGUUUUGAACUAAAAAGCUCUUUUAGAAAUCAUUUAGAAAGCCGUCCCAAACAAAACCUUACUUUACAGGUGUUUCGAGUGUGACCUGGAAAGAAGACAUAACCAGGAAGAUGAGUAAAGCAUUUUGGUUUAAUGGCAGAUUGGAUUUGCUAUAUGCAGCUAAAUUAUCCAAAUUUGAGGUAUGUAAUAUCAUGAAGAGGGUAUUUAAAGAAAUAUUUCACAAUGCAUGAGCUUUGUUUGAUUCAUGAAUUGAACAAAUUUUGUUAGGGUUAAUAAAUGUAAUCGGCAGAUUAGGGUUAGAUUAACAAGCUGCGAGUUAUUGUAAUUCAUAGGUAAUUCAUAGGUUUAUGAAGUCUUGGUAUUUCUAUAAAUUUUUCUCUUUAGGGAACUUUGUGGUGUAAUAAAUAAAUUGAGUUAUGGUUUCUGUCUCUUCUAUUUCUUUU
This is a messenger RNA of Dendrobium catenatum, 2836 nucleotides long. Its product is annotated as ribosome biogenesis protein BOP1 homolog. The record is from RefSeq and is a predicted model, not a curated record. The transcript has 18 exons. Gene Ontology annotation, biological process: maturation of LSU-rRNA from tricistronic rRNA transcript (SSU-rRNA, 5.8S rRNA, LSU-rRNA); ribosome biogenesis. Gene Ontology annotation, cellular component: preribosome, large subunit precursor; PeBoW complex. NCBI's taxonomy places the organism in Eukaryota, Viridiplantae, Streptophyta, Magnoliopsida, Asparagales, Orchidaceae. Gene Ontology annotation, molecular function: ribonucleoprotein complex binding; protein binding. The coding region runs from base 102 to 2192 and encodes 696 amino acids.